UCCAUGUGAUUAACGUCAACACAUAUGCAAUUACCACAACAAAAAACAGAUGCAAAAAUAUAUUACAAUAACAUUGUUAAACAAUAAUAUAAAUAAAAAAUGAUUAAUUUAUUUAUGUCCAAUGGAAAUGUACUUGUUUGGAAUGCUGAUGACUGGCUGACACUGAGAAAAGAAUACAGAAUAUUAGGCCAAAUGGUUGGUUGUUUAGCCAAAAAUCAUCAUCAGGAAAAAUUACAUGGUAUGCCAUUUGUGCUACUUCCAGAAGAGGUGACAUUAUUGUUGGAAAAAAAAAUUGCUAGACUAAUUAAAUAUAAAGAUCUUGAUAAACGACCAACAACAAAACUCGUUGAACAACAUAAUCAACAUCAAGAAAAAUUAUUCAAUGAAUUGGAACAAUGUUUACGAGAUGAAAAAAUAAAAAGUAUUGAAUUUCAUAUGGAUCGUAUAAUUGAGGGUAAAAAAAGAAAAUUAUUAGGACUACAAUCAUCUAAAAAAAAAAUGAAAAAACCAAUUGACGAUAAUUUAGUUGACAAAGCAAGUAAAAUAACAAUUGACAAAGAUGCAUUGAUGGCUGAGAAAAUAAGUAAAAUACCAAAAUUAGAAAAAAGUGAAAUACUUGUACAAAUACCAACAGCAUGUCCUUGGGCUGAUGAAGAUGAUGAUGAUAAUAUUGAAGAAAUUAAAUGGAAUUAUCCAGUAACACAAGAUGAUAAAACAAUGUACAUGGUUUAUAAAGAUCUAUGGGAUAAAAAAUGUUAUGUAACAACUGGUGAAAGAUUUGGUGGUGAUUAUUUAGCAUAUCCUGGUGAUCCAAUACUUUAUCAUUCACAAUUUAUUGUUAAAUGUGUUGAUAAAAAUGAAGAGAUGUCUGUUAUUGAUUUGGCUGGUCAAUGUAGACUUGCAACUCAUGUUAAAAAGACUCAAGUUUUUGCUUAUAUUAAUGAUGAUGAAGAAGUUUGUUAUCAAUCAUUUAAUUGGGGUGGUGAUAGCUAUAGCUAGGCUUGUUGAAUAAAAAAUAAAACAGACUACUUGAAUAAAC
Aphidius gifuensis is the source of this 1039-nucleotide messenger RNA. It is a transcript of the gene Tsen34, whose product is annotated as tRNA-splicing endonuclease subunit Sen34. The record is from RefSeq and is a predicted model, not a curated record. Gene Ontology annotation, molecular function: tRNA-intron lyase activity; nucleic acid binding. Lineage: Eukaryota; Metazoa; Arthropoda; Insecta; Hymenoptera; Braconidae. Gene Ontology annotation, biological process: tRNA-type intron splice site recognition and cleavage; tRNA splicing, via endonucleolytic cleavage and ligation. Gene Ontology annotation, cellular component: tRNA-intron endonuclease complex. The transcript is spliced from 2 exons. The coding region runs from base 100 to 999 and encodes 299 amino acids.